Molecule: messenger RNA, 3025 nt
Organism: Cololabis saira (Pacific saury)
Lineage: Eukaryota; Metazoa; Chordata; Actinopteri; Beloniformes; Belonidae
Gene: ppp2r5d
Product: protein phosphatase 2, regulatory subunit B', delta
Exons: 17
Coding region: 345-2171 (608 amino acids)
Biological process (GO): protein dephosphorylation; signal transduction
Cellular component (GO): cytosol; protein phosphatase type 2A complex; nucleus
Molecular function (GO): protein phosphatase activator activity
Source: RefSeq, a predicted model, not a curated record
GCGCAGCGCGGAGACAGACCGACCGACGGAGCCCCAAACCCGGGGAGAGAAUCACGGAGCUCCGGGGAGGAGAACCGGAGAACCGGGAGAACCAGCGGAGCUCCGGGGAGAACCAGCGGGACGAAACCAGCCGAGACCCGGGGAGAGACGAGACGGAGCUCCGGGGGGGAGAACCGGAGAACCGGCUGGAACCAGGAGAACCAGGACCAGAACCAGGAGAACCAGGAACUAGGGGGACGGAAUCAGCUGGACGGAACCAGAACCAGCAGCUGGACGGACCGGCAGCGGAACCGGCUGGGAGGAACCGGCUGGACGGAACCAGAACCGGCAGCGGAACCGGCAAGAUGCCCAACAAGACCAAGAAGGAGAAGGAAACCAGUAAAUCCAGUAAAAGUGGCGGGAAAACCAGCGGCAGCGGCGGGAAAGAUGGAGGUCCGGAGAACCAGGAGGAGCAGGGCGGCAGCAAGCGGGCCAGCAGCACCAGCAGCAGCAGCAGCAGCACGCCCCCCCCCGCCCAGAGGCCCAGCAGCACGCCCCCCCCCACCCAGCUCAACAAGAUCAAGUACUCCGGGGGCCCCCAGCUGGUCAAGAAGGAGCGGCGCCAGAGCUCCUCCCGCUUCAGCCUGACCCGGAACCGGGAGCUGCAGAAGCUGCCCGCCCUCAAAGAUUCCCCCCCCCCGGACCGGGAGGAGCUGUUCGUCCAGAAACUGCGCCAGUGCUGCGUCCUGUUCGACUUCGUGAGCGACCCGCUCAGCGACCUGAAGUUCAAGGAGGUGAAGAGGGCGGGGCUUAACGAGAUGGUGGAGUACAUCACCCACGGCAACGACGUGGUGACGGAGAGCAUCUACCCGGAGGCCGUGCUGAUGUUCUCGGUGAACCUGUUCCGGACUCUUCCUCCGUCCUCCAACCCGACCGGAGCCGAGUUCGACCCCGAGGAGGACGAGCCCACGCUGGAGGCCGCGUGGCCGCACCUGCAGCUCGUGUACGAGUUCUUCCUGCGGUUCCUGGAGUCUCCAGAUUUCCUGGCAAACGUCGCCAAGAAAUACAUCGACCAGAAGUUCGUAAUGUCGCUGCUGGAGCUGUUCGACAGCGAGGAUCCCCGGGAGAGAGACUUCCUGAAGACGAUCCUGCACCGGAUCUACGGGAAGUUCCUGGGCCUGCGGGCUUACAUCCGCCGCCACAUCAACAACAUCUUCUACAGGUUCAUCUAUGAGACGGAGCAUCACAACGGCAUCGCAGAACUGCUGGAGAUCCUGGGCAGCAUCAUCAACGGCUUCGCUCUGCCGCUCAAAGAAGAACACAAGAUGUUCCUGAUCCGGGUUCUGCUGCCGCUGCACAAGGUCAAGUCCCUGAGCGUCUACCACCCGCAGCUGGCCUACUGCGUGGUCCAGUUCCUGGAGAAGGACAGCAGCCUGACGGAGCCGGUGAUCCUGGGCCUGCUGAAGUUCUGGCCGAAGACCCACAGCCCGAAGGAGGUGAUGUUCCUGAACGAGCUGGAGGAGAUUCUGGACGUCAUCGAGCCCUCCGAGUUCUGCAAGGUCCAGGAACCGCUGUUCCGGCAGCUGGCCACGUGUGUGUCCAGCCCACACUUCCAGGUGGCGGAGCGGGCCCUCUACUACUGGAACAACGAGUACAUCAUGAGUCUGAUCAGCGACAACGCCGCCAAGAUUCUCCCCAUCAUGUUCCCGGCGCUUUACAAGAACUCCAAGAGCCACUGGAACAAGACGAUCCACGGUCUGAUCUACAACGCCCUGAAACUCUUCAUGGAGAUGAACCAGAAGCUGUUUGAUGAUUGUAGCCAGCAGUACAAGGCUGAGAAGCAGAGGGAGAAGUACAAGGUGAAGGAGCGAGAGGAAAUCUGGAUGAGGAUCGAAGAACUGGCCCGUCAGAACCCUCAGAGUCAGAAGCUCCACCCCCUCCGGCCGGGACUCCGCCCACAGGAAGAGCCGGUUUGUGACUCCAUGGACUCGGAGACUCCGACCGUUGAAGACAUUCAGCUGCUGAAGAAAACGGUGGAGAAAGAAGCUUCACAGGGCCUGAAGGACCUGAAGAAGGACAAGGUUCUGACGAGGAGGAAGUCGGAGCUUCCUCAGGACGUUUACACCAUCAAAGCUCUGGAGGCUCACAGGAGGGCGGAGGAGUUCCUGACGGCCAAUCAGGAGGCUCUCUGACCCGGCCCCGCCCCCAGGAGGUCCUGACGGCCAAUCAGGAGGCUCUCUGACCCGGCCCCGCCCCCAGGAGGUCCUGACGGCCAAUCAGGAGGCUCUCUGACCCGGCCCCGCCCCCAGGAGGUCCUGACGGCCAAUCAGGAGGCUCUCUGACCCGGCCCCGCCCCCAGGAGGUCCUGACGGCCAAUCAGGAGGCUCUCUGACCCGGCCCCGCCCCCAGGAGGUCCUGACGGCCAAUCAGGAGGCUCUCUGACCCGGCCCCGCCCCCAGGAGGUCCUGACGGCCAAUCAGGAGGCUCUCUGACCCGGCCCCGCCCCCAGGAGGUCCUGACGGCCAAUCAGGAGGCUCUCUGACCCGGCCCCGCCCCCAGGAGGUCCUGACGGCCAAUCAGGAGGCUCUCUGACCCGGCCCCGCCCCCAGGGGGUCCUGACGGCCAAUCAGGAGGCUCUCUGACCCGGCCCCGCCCCCAGGGGGUCCUGACGGCCAAUCAGGAGGCUCUCUGACCCGGCCCCGCCCCCAGGAGUUCCUGACGGCCAAUCAGGAGGCUCUCUGACCCGGCCCCGCCCCCAGGAGUUCCUGACGGCCAAUCAGGAGGCUCUCUGACCCGGCCCCGCCCCCAGGAAGUCACUGUCGUGGAGAACCACAAGUGGGCGGAGCAAAAAUAAAUGAAUAAAAAGGAGGCUCCGCCCCCUGGUGACCAGUAGAGGCUCCGCCCCCUGGUGGCCGGUAGAGGCUCCGCCCCCUGGUGGCCGGUAGAGGCUCCGCCCCCUGGUGACCAGUAGAGGCUCCGCCCACCAUGUCUCCGUGCUCCACUGUGAUUGGACAUCAGCUUCAUGCACUAACUCACCUCCACCUGC